AUGCAGCCCAGGGAGAGCCAGGGCAAGGAGGUGAACAAGCAGGCGGUGUUCGAGUUCGAGUCGGCCGCCCGGCAGUUCAUGGUGAGCACCCUGCGCGUGGCCAAGAGCUUCCGCCCCAAGCAGCUCUGGGGGUUCUACCUCUUCCCCGACUGCUACAACCACGACUACAGCAAGAACAAGGAGAGCUACACCGGGCAGUGCCCAGAUGUGGAGAAGACACGCACCCACCAGCUGGCAUGGCUCUGGAGGGAGAGCAUGGCCCUCUACCCCUCCAUCUACCUCGACCUGCUCCUGGCAUCCCCCCCCAACAGCCGCAAGUUUGUGCGGGCGCGGGUGAUGGAGGCCAUGCGCAUCUCGCAGCAGCACCACGAUGGCUACUCGCUUCCCGUCUUUGUCUACACCCGGCCCACCUACAUCCGCAAGCUGGAUGUGCUCAGCCAGCUGGACCUGAUAUCCACCAUUGGAGAGAGCGCGGCGCUGGGUGCAGCUGGGGCCAUUUUCUGGGGUGAUGCAGACUACACCAAAAACCGGGACUCAUGCCAGAUCAUCAAGAACUACCUGGAGGGGGACCUGGGCCGCUACAUCGUGAAUGUCACGACGGCGGCACAGCUCUGCAGCACAGCACUGUGUCAGGGCCGGGGCCGCUGCCUGCGCCAGGACAGCACUGCUGAUGUCUUCCUCCACCUCAACUCCACCAGCUUCCAGCUGCGACGCCGGGAUGGGAACCACCCCCAGCGCCCCCUCUUCUGGGCCGAGGGCCAGCUGUCCUUGGCUGACACACUCUUCCUACGGACCCACUUCCACCAGCUCAUCGCCCGCCAGUCACCGGGUGUUGACUCUGCGCACUCCGCCCCAGCCGGGCCCGCCACCCAGAGGAACAAGGAGCUGUGGUGGCUCUGGGAGAGCAGCCGGGCGCUCUACCCCAGCAUCUACCUGCCCCCUCGCUUCACUGGCACCAACAAGGCGCUCGCCUACGUCCGGCACCGCGUGGCCGAAGCCUUCGCCGUUCAGCGUGGCAUCCUCAAUGACGGCAUCCCCGUCCUGCCCUACUCCCAGAUCGCCUUCGACUGCACCGUCGACUUCCUCUCCCAGGUGCUGGGGAUGAGGACCUGA
Molecule: messenger RNA, 1113 nt
Organism: Pygoscelis adeliae (Adelie penguin)
Lineage: Eukaryota; Metazoa; Chordata; Aves; Sphenisciformes; Spheniscidae
Product: hyaluronidase-2-like
Exons: 7
Coding region: 1-1113 (370 amino acids)
Biological process (GO): hyaluronan catabolic process; carbohydrate metabolic process
Molecular function (GO): hyalurononglucosaminidase activity
Source: RefSeq, a predicted model, not a curated record